AUGGAUCCCGGUUCUGCCCUGCAGCACUUCCUGCAGCCAUUCCACGUCGACGCCCAAAAGAUUCACACACUGUCCAGCCUCUUCUUGACCAAUUUCCGGCACCUGGCUCGCAACGCCGACGACCAAUUCCUCGCCACGCCCAUCUCAGAGUCCAUCUUAAGACCCCUCAGCCAGCGCGGUCAUGGAAGACACCUGGCUAUUGACAUAGUCAGCGGCGGAACAAACCUGAGAGUAGGUUUUGUCGAGCUCCACGGUAAAGACACAGCAAACGCCCACAAUGCACUCCCCUCCUCCAAACCCAAUGGCACCGCCUCCCCAUCGUCACUGCCGCCGCCUUCCCUCCGCCUCGAAGAGAGAGCGUGGCCAAUAGACGACCGCCUCAAAGCAGAUACUGGCGGUGACCCUCAGCUCCUCUUCGACUGGAUCGGCGCCCGUAUCGCCUCCGUCCUCCGCGCUGCCCGCGAGGAAUCCCGGCUACCCAGUGGCGACAACGACAACUAUGUCGACGACGAGGAGGCCCUCCCCCUGGGCAUCACCUUCAGCUUCCCCAUGGUCCAGCACACCAUUUCUGACGCAACCAUCAUGACCAUGGGCAAAGGCUUCAGCAUCAACGGCAACGCAGAGCUGGGCCCCUUACUGAUCAAAGGCUACUCCAAGGCUCGCGCCGCCGACAACGGCGCCCACCGCCUGCCGCCCAUCCGCAUCGCCGCCAUAUCAAACGACUCCGUAUCCACACUCAUAUCCUUCAUCUACCUCUUCGACGAGUCCCAGUCCCAGUCCCAGUCCCCUCGCCACGCCACCAAAAAGGCAAGCAUGGGCCUCAUCGUAGGCACAGGCUGCAACGCCACCAUCACCCUCCCGCUCACAGCCCUCGGCCCCUCAAAAUGGCCCGCAGACGUCAGCACCCUCCCGGGCGAGUCCGCCCGCCACGCCCGCAUCGCCGUCAACACGGAAUGGAGCAUUCGCGGCACCGCCCCGCCCCUCCGCGAGCUAGGCCUCAUCACCCCCUGGGACACGGCCCUCGACGACGCCCUCGUCGGACCGGGCGAGAUCGCUGGCUUCCAACCCCUAGAAUAUAUGACGGCCGGCCGCUACCUCGGCGAGCUGGGCCGCCUCGUCCUUGUCGACUAUCUCCAGACCGUCCUCGGCCACAACGAGUCAUCGCUGCCGACCGCCUUGCUGACGAGGUACGCGCUGACGACAACGUUCCUCAGCCACUUCAAGCCCGCCGCCAAUGACCUUGCAGACCCUACCCCUCUGCAAACCAAAUUAGAAAAGGAGUUUCCGGUGGCAGAAGCAGAAAAGGGGGUAUCCUCCUCCUCCUUCCAGUGGACGCCAACAAUCGCAGCAGCCCUCUACCACAUUGCAAAGGCAAUCGAGAUCCGCGCCGCAGGCAUCGUCGCAGCCGCCACCGUGGCCCUCCUCAAGCUAGCACAAGACAUACCCCCAUCAAUUGACCAGAACCAUGUCGAGAACUACAACCACAACCGCAAAGAAGCAGAGACGCAGGCAGCACCCAUCACCGAGCUAGGCGUCGGCUACACGGGCGGCUGCAUCGCCCACUUUCAAGACUACCUCGCCGACACGCAAGACUUUUUAGACAAGAUCAUCAAGCUCGACUACGACGAGGGCCACUCGGAGGGGUCGCAGGAGGGGUCGCCGCCGUUGAGGAUCGUUCUGAGUCCCUGCCACGACGGCGGGAUCAAGGGCGCCGGUAUCCUCGCGGCCGCUACUGGUGUCAGUCAGACGCAACAAACAUGA
Messenger RNA from Colletotrichum orchidophilum, 1761 nucleotides. RefSeq names its product hexokinase-1. NCBI's taxonomy places the organism in Eukaryota, Fungi, Ascomycota, Sordariomycetes, Glomerellales, Glomerellaceae. The transcript is spliced from 3 exons. Gene Ontology annotation, biological process: glycolytic process; glucose 6-phosphate metabolic process; intracellular glucose homeostasis. Gene Ontology annotation, molecular function: ATP binding; glucokinase activity; fructokinase activity. The record is from RefSeq and is a predicted model, not a curated record. Gene Ontology annotation, cellular component: mitochondrion; cytosol. Bases 1 to 1761 code for a protein of 586 amino acids.